Molecule: messenger RNA, 1607 nt
Organism: Microplitis mediator
Lineage: Eukaryota; Metazoa; Arthropoda; Insecta; Hymenoptera; Braconidae
Gene: shams
Product: glucoside xylosyltransferase 1
Exons: 2
Coding region: 213-1349 (378 amino acids)
Biological process (GO): protein O-linked glycosylation via N-acetylgalactosamine
Molecular function (GO): UDP-xylosyltransferase activity
Source: RefSeq, a predicted model, not a curated record
UAAUAAUAAUAAUAAUAAUAAUAAUAAUAAUAAUGUUAAAAAUGAGAUUAAUUUUUACUCGAACCUCAAAAAGAAAUAAAUAAAAAAAAUGUUGAAAAGUUAUUAGUGUUAAUUAGUUGUAAUAGAGAUAAAAAUGUUAACUAUGCUUUUAAAAUAUUGCAAUUAUAAUCAGUAUUGUAAAUAAAAUAGCAAUGCAUAAAAAAUAAGGAGCAAUGAAAUCAAUCUACAGAUUCAUUAUUAUAUUUAUUUCAAUUAUUGGAAUAAUAAUUAUUUUAAAUAUUUUAUCACAAUCAUCAAAUAAUAAUGAUAAAAAUAAUGAAGAUUCAGUUACUUCAAUGAUUUUAAAUCAUCGAGAUCCACAUGAUCGAGCACGUCUUAAAAAAGAAUCUAUGAAAAUAAUCAAUCAAGAAGUUACAAUUUGUGUUGUUGUUUGCGGCGAUAGAUUAGAUGAAUCACUUACAAUGUUUAAAUCUGCGUUAGUAUUUUCAAAAAGGCCAUUGAAAUUAAUUGUUAUAGCUGAAGAUGAUUUAAUUGUUGCAUUUGAUGAGAAAUUAAGUGAAUGGAAAUAUUUAACAAAUAAUUCAUUCACAUUUGUAUUAAGACCUAUACAAUUUCCAAAUAAUAGUGAUGUCUCAAUGUGGAAAAAAUUAUUUAAACCUUGUGCUGCACAAAGACUUUUUUUACCGGCUUUAUUAAAUGAUACUGAUGCAAUACUGUACGUUGAUACGGAUACAUUGUUUUUAGCACCACCAGAAUUAGUUUGGGAUGAAUUUAAAAAAAUGAACUCAACACAAUUAGCUGCUCUAAGUCCUGAACAUGAAGAUCCUAAUACAGGAUGGUACAAUAGAUUUGCUAAACAUCCUUAUUAUGGAAAACUUGGUGUUAAUUCAGGUGUUAUGCUGAUGAAUUUAACACGAAUGCGCGAAUUCAGAUGGACAGAUUAUGUGAUACCUAUUCAUAAAGAGUAUAGAUUAAAAAUAACAUGGGGUGAUCAGGAUAUUAUUAAUAUUAUAUUUCAUUAUCAUCCAGAAAGAUUGUACAUUUAUCCUUGCCGUUAUAACUAUAGACCAGAUCAUUGUAUGUAUAUGUCUGUAUGUACUAAUGCAGAAACAGAAGGUGCAUUAGUUAUUCAUGGAUCGAGAGGUACGUUUCAUUCACAAAAACAACCUCCUUUUCGGGCUGUCUUCCGAGCAAUGCAACAGUACCAAUUUGGUACUGAUAAAUAUGAAAAUUUAUUUUUACCAAUGCAAACUUAUUUAAUGAUGGACGAUAAUUCUCAUUGUGGUAAAGUCUGGAAGGUUUUUAUAAUACAACCUGAAAUUUAUAUAGGCAAUAAUUAUAUUAACUAAUUUAUUGAUGCUCAAAUACGAUGAGUUUUAUAUAAAAAAAAAUUUUUUAAAUGCAAUUCAUUAGUAAAUAAAGGUUUUUUAUACACAAUUUAUUUAUGAUUGCUACAUUGUUUUAGGUAGCUAUAUUUUUAAUUGUAAUUUAUUAUAUUAUACAAACAAAUUAUGACAAUUUAUAUACAGUAAAAUAUUAAUAAUAAUAAUAAUAAUAAAUCGGUUAAAAUGUUAAUAGUACAGCGGAUACUCUAAAUAAUUUUUUAU